AUGCAGGCUGGUCGACAGAUCGUAGUUCAAACCCGAAACUCCUCGGGUAAGCUGAAGGAGCUUGGUAUCCGACUCAAGUCCAUCCGAAACAUCGAGAAGAUCACCAAGACAAUGAAGAUGAUCUCCUCCGCCAAGUUCGCCAAGUCUUCCAAGAAGAUUGGUCCUGCUCGAGCCUUCGGAAUGGGCGCCCAGUCCAUCGAUGCCAGCACCGAGGGAGCCCAGAAGGAGAUCUUCGUUGCUGUCACCUCCGAUCGAGGUCUCUGCGGUGCCCUCCACACCACCAUCUGCCGAGAAAUCGAAGACGAUAUGGCCGCCUCCUCCGCCGCAGAGAAGAAGCUUGUCACCAUCGGAGACAAGGGCCGAGUCUACUUCGCCGCCAAGAACCCUGAUGAUCUCCUGCUCGAGUUCAAAGAACACGGCCGAAACGAACCUACUUUCGAGGACGCCUCCUUCAUCGCUCAGCAGAUCCAGGCCACUGGUUUCGACUUUGAAGCUGGUACUAUCAAGUUCAACCACUUCGCUUCUGCCAUGAAGCAGGUGCCCACCAACGCCACACUCCAUUCCGUCAACUCUUUGAGCAACGCUGACUUGUCCGUUUUCGAUUCCAUCGAUGAGGCCGUCCUCUCUGACUAUGCCGAGUUCAACAUGACCGCUUUGAUCUUCGCUUUGAUCAAGGAGAACUACGUCGCUGAACAGGGAGCUCGAAUGGUUUCCAUGGACGGUGCUUCUAAGAACGCUGGUGACAUGAUCGAAAAGCUCAACCUCUCCUUCAACCGAAUGCGACAGGCCGUCAUCACCACCGAGUUGUCCGAAAUCAUCUCCGGUAUGGUCGCCAUCGAAUAA
Oikopleura dioica is the source of this 843-nucleotide messenger RNA. NCBI's taxonomy places the organism in Eukaryota, Metazoa, Chordata, Appendicularia, Copelata, Oikopleuridae. The record is from the annotation of a GenBank genome assembly.